GCGGAGGCGUGUUGUUUUUUCUUUUUUUUUCUUCUUUUUUUUUUCUUUCUUUCUUUUUUUAUGAUCCAAACGACGCCGUACCUAUAAAAAGAGCGAGAGUCGGGGCGUAAGAUAGUUUUCUCCCAUGGUUCCAGGUACCUAACACGGUCGUCUCACCCGGACGGACCGCAUCCCAUCGGCGGCAGCGGAAGCGGCGAGAUGCACCAGUCAGCCGGCGUCCAAACGGCGCGCACGCUGAAACACGCAGCGCUGUGCCUGAUGCUGCUGCCGCGCUUCCUGCUGGCAGCGCUCGUGCUGUGGCUCCUGGAUUUUCUGUGCAUCCGGAAGAAAGUGCUGCUGAAAAUAGGGGAGCAGGAGGGCAGCCCGGACGACCCGCCGGUGUGCGUCUCCGACUCCAACAAAAUGUUCACCUUGGAGUCCAUCCGGGCCGUGUGGUACGGCCAGAAAUUAGACUUUUUCAAAGCGGCGCACCUCGGCCAAGCUGCGCCCAACACCGAGGUGGUCCUGGUCCAGGAGCGGAGGAGGGUCCGGAUCCUGGACUGCAUGAAAGGGAAGAGACCGCUCAUCCUGAACUUUGGCAGCUGCUCCUGACCGCCGUUCAUGACGCGCCUAGCGGCGUUUCAGCGUGUGGUGAGCCAAUACGCAGACAUCGCGGACUCCGUGCUGGUGUACAUCGAGGAGGCGCAUCCGUCGGACGGCUGGGUGAGCUCGGACGCCCCGUACCAGAUCCCCAAACACCGCUGUCUGGAGGACCGGCUGAAAGCCGCGCAGCUGAUGCUGUCCGAGGUGCCCGGGAGCAACGUCGUGGUGGAUAAUAUGGACAACUCGUCUAACGCGGCGUACGGAGCCUACUUCGAAAGACUUUACAUUCUGAGGGAUGAAAGGAUAGUGUAUCAGGGGGGUCGGGGUCCAGAGGGAUACCGGAUUUCCGAGCUGAGAAACUGGCUCGAGCAAUACAGGGACGAUCUUGUGAAUUCAAAGACAGCGGUGCUCCAUGUCUAGUUUGAGAUGCUGAGCUGCCUGCUAUUAUGGCCCGUUAUGCUUAUGAAAUGUCCAGUGUUCAGAUGCUGCUAUCAACUGUUAACACAAAGGCACAUAAUGUUGUUUUUUUGUUUAGUUUUUGUUUUUUGUUUUUUUCAUAUGCAUUAUGUAUGAAGGACUGUCAAACAAGUACCAGUCUUGUCAAAGCCUGUUUGGCUGGGCUGUGAAAUUGUGCUCAUCUUGUCCUUGCACAUGCAUAUGUGAUCUACAUCUUUUUUAUAUGGAGAAGUCUCAAAUCGUCUGAAACGGUGCAAAAUUCCACUUUUAAGAUUCAAUUUGUGAUCACUUUAUUUUUAUACAGUAUUCCGUAUGUGUGUGUGCGCGUGUGUGUGCAUGUGUGCGUGUGCACAUGCGUGUGUGUGCAUGUGUGCUUUGCUCAGCUAUAUUUGUGAGGAGCAAUUUGAGAUUUUAACUAUAAGAGCAGAGGACGCCUUCGCAAAGCGAGGACAUUUUGGCAGGCCCGCACUUUUUUAAGGGUCUAUUUUGGCGUUAGGGUCUGGGUUUACAGUUAAAAUUGGAAUUAGGAUUAGUUUAAGGCUAGGGUUCGGCAUCUAAUAGGAUUAGGGAAUAAGGGUCCUCACAAAUAUAGAAAAAACAAACACGUGUGCAUAUGUGCGUGUGUGUCUGCGUGUGUCUAAGCUAAUACCUUACUCCGGUGUUUUUGUGAAGUUCGGUUUUUAAAAGGUUAACCCAGAAAACCGAUACUGAUGUUUUUCACACUAGAGUAGGACUCUAUUAGCAAGAGGCUUUCCGUAAUGAUCAACUGCCAAACGUCCUGUAAAAGAUGUAUACUUCGUGGAACAAAUGUUUUUAAUAAAUGUCAGAGCACACAUCAA
Messenger RNA from Lampris incognitus (smalleye Pacific opah), 1877 nucleotides. RefSeq names its product iodothyronine deiodinase 3b (gene dio3b). The record is from RefSeq and is a predicted model, not a curated record. NCBI's taxonomy places the organism in Eukaryota, Metazoa, Chordata, Actinopteri, Lampriformes, Lampridae. Gene Ontology annotation, molecular function: thyroxine 5'-deiodinase activity. The transcript has a single exon.